AUGUGUGCUCUUCACAAGCACUCCUCCUCCUCCUCAGCUUGUCGGAGACAAGAGCUUCAUGACGAGACGACUCCUUCAGACACGACAACGUCAUCAACUCAAGACGACAACAAGAAGGAAUCUUGUAUCAUGAUGAAACGAGAGGAGUUGAGUAGAAAUUGGGAACUUGUUGUCGCGAAUACAACAACAGAACUGUCAGAGAAUCCUCAGGCUCAUGCAACUGUUCAUCAUGGUGAUGAUGAUGGUCAUGAUUCCACUCAAUGCACAGAACAGACAACCUCUUGUUGGAAUGAGGAGAUGGGAUGGGAUUAUCAUUUGCAUUUACCUCCGGAAAUAUUAGCGAAAAUAUUCUCCUAUGUUGCUUGUGAGCCAAUUUUUCUCUAUUGUUUUUCUCCCCUAUCAAAUGUUUGUAAAGUAUUUAGGAGAGUUUUGCAACGGGGUCUAGGUUAUCAUGAUGAUCAAGUAACCGACAAAAAGGAUCAAGAAAUUGAGCUUUCUUUCUCUACAAAUAUCAAAUCAAGUUUUCAACAUAAUUUAAUUGUGGAUUGGUUGAAUUUUCCACUUCUUCAAAAAGUCAUCAAUUCCAAAAGAUUGGAGACAAUUUUUCAAAAUACGUCCUGUAUUUCAUGCUUGGACCUUUCGAAUCAAAGAACAAUGUUCCAAUCAUUGCUUUCUAAAAACUUGUUGGACGAUUUACUCUUAUUAAUUGAGAAUUUAUAUUUAAAAUGUAAAAAUAUUAAGAGAAUUUACAUGUGUGGAUGCUUUUCAAUUGAGGAAUCCAAAGAGAUGACAAUAUUCACAACUAAAUUGAUUAACCUUCACAGAAAAUACUCAAAAGAAAGUGAUAGCUGCUACAUUGAUGUUAGCCCUCAUUUUCUGCCCUCCGUCUUAUCGAAUGAGGCCACCGAAUACUUGUCAUAUAAUUUGGCUGUCAUAGAAUUGCAAAACGAAUGUCCAGAUGUUCAAGUAGUAGACUGGUAUGAUUUAUUGUUUAAUCCCAUCGAAACGGAUUUGGAAUUUCUUGAGAGAAUCAAAUCUGUCGACUCUGUAAAUAUUCCACAUGUGAACAUAAGGGGGUGGUCUCUCCUACACAGCGCAAUUUUGAAUGACUAUUAUAGAAGCGUUCAAUAUUUGCUCAGUUUACCGCACGUAAAUGUAGACCUUUGUAGUAAUGCUAGUUUCUCCAAUGAUGAAACUUUGAAGGUGCCAUCACCAGAAGACGAAGAUGAGUCUCCAAAAAUACACAAAUCUAUUCCUUCUCUUGAAUUUAGGUUAAAAUACAAAGGUACUCCACUUUUCUUUGCAAUGUAUAGAUACGCAACUAGUGACAAAUCAACUAGCGGAAACAAAGAUCGGGAGGUUAUGGACAUGCUCUUACAUAGAGGAGCUUCAUUUAAUAUUACUGAUAAUUACAGAAGGUCAUUCUUGUUGAUAGCCAUUAGUUACAACUUUCCUCUAACAUUUAUUAACUACAUUUUGGAUAAUUGCAAUCAGAUAUUGAUGUGUGACUCAAAACUCAACAAUGUGUUGCACCAGCUAUUCUUCUCACCUGCUCUCAUCAAAGACAUAUUCAAAACUAGGAAAUUAAUGGAAACAAUAUUUUCGUUGGCUCCUUCACUAUUUUACCAAUGUAACUCAACUAACCAUUUACCAAUUCAAAUACCGUUUGUAUUUAACAACUUUAAGAACUUUUUAAGCAAAGAAUGUGGAGUCGAGCUUGUUAGUGCAAUAGGUCAUUUCAUAGAAUGUACAAAGAAGUAUGGAGGAAGUGAUAUGGCCAAUUCCUUCGUUUCAAUGGCCAUUAGUGAUUGCCUGAAAAUUAUCAACGAUGGAAAACUCUCAAAAAAGAAAACUCUUGUUGUGAUUAACAAGAUAUUUAUUGAGUUAUUAGGCAUGAAAAUCAAGGUCAAUGACAUUGAUCCUGGCGAUGUAAAUGCUAUAAGGAAUGAGUUCAUGAGACUUGAUCAGGAUAAAGGUGUGAAUAUUUUGCACAGAAUGAAGAAGGCAGACUGUGUGAAAGCCUUCUUCAAAUUCCUUCAAUUAGAAAAGCUAUCCUAUUAUUUUUAUAUUAACACUCCAGAUGCAAACGGAGACACACUAUUGCAUCACUUAAUAGCGGAAAGUGAGUCCGAAUUUCAGAUUGGAAACGAGAGCGAUAGAAUUGUUGAGGAGCUGCAAGGAGAUGUUACCUAUAGAAACAAAGUGGGAGAGACGCCACUGUCACUUGCCGCAAAGAGAGGCUAUUAUUCUUGUGUACAUUUCAUGCUUUCAAAUCAACAGACAAGCCAUGAUUCUGAGAAGCAAAUUAUUGACCACAAUGAUAACAUUUUGUGUAUUUUGAGAAAUUCCAGAAAUGAAACAUCAAAAGACAAGCGUCCAUGCUACUCCAUCACCUCAUGCAUCAAGCUUAUUCAAACACAAAAUGAAAUGCUUAUUCAAAACCUGAGACAUCCUAAUGCCAAAGACUAUGACUACAUUUAUGAUGAUAUGUUGAAAGGAGACAGCUAUUCAGAUGAAACAAGCAGCAGCACUUCGAGCAGUCGAACCUCGUCACAAUUAAGUCUUAUGGACAUGAUCAAAUUAAGUAAGGAAAAAAAAGAAAGCAAAAAGCAAGCCCAAAAGGCUGCCAAAAGAAAGAAAAAGAAAGAUGCUAAACAAAAAGAUUUUGUAAUAAUUUUGUAA
Molecule: messenger RNA, 2682 nt
Organism: Naegleria fowleri
Lineage: Eukaryota; Heterolobosea; Eutetramitea; Acrasida; Naegleriidae
Exons: 1
Coding region: 1-2682 (893 amino acids)
Molecular function (GO): protein binding
Source: RefSeq, a predicted model, not a curated record